Drosophila albomicans is the source of this 1365-nucleotide messenger RNA. RefSeq lists its product as uncharacterized. NCBI's taxonomy places the organism in Eukaryota, Metazoa, Arthropoda, Insecta, Diptera, Drosophilidae. Bases 290 to 973 code for a protein of 227 amino acids. The record is from RefSeq and is a predicted model, not a curated record. The transcript has 2 exons.
CACCGACUAAGCAGGCAGCUAGAGUAAGAGAGCACGCAUGUUACAAAGGUAGUCCAGCAGCUGCAGGCAGAUCGAGCUCAAUUGUCUCCUUCCCUCUUGCACUCCCUGGAGCCCAACACCACAAUAGCUCGCAUUCUGCAGGGCAUAAAAGUAACAGCGCGCGCCAACUGCAUUUCAGUUGAGCGUCACAGAGCGAACGAACAGCAGGCGAAAAAAAAAAACAAAAAGAAAGUGAAUUUUAAACAUUCUCAUUAAUCAUCGCGGGCAGUCAUCAUUAUUGAAUUUCAUCAUGUUGGAUAUUAAGAGCUGCUUGAAGAUCAGCUUCCAGGGCGACACAGGUUUCAUCAUCUGCGAGACGGGCAGCAGUUACGACCAAAUCAUUGAUCAAAUCUGCACUCGCUUCAACAUACCGCAGUCACAGCGCGCUGGACUGGUGCUGUCCAAUGGCCAGGGCUAUGUGUUUGAGCAGCAGCUCUUGGAAUACUUUCUGCUGCUCUUUCCCUGCCCCGAGCUAACGUUUCAGCUGCGCAUCGACUGGCAGAAGCUGCGACGCAGCAUCGAGAAACAAAGCAGACCAAGCAGCGAAUCCUCUUCUAAUCCCGUCGAGCAAGAGCAGCCGGAAGCGGAGGCGGAAGCAGAGUAUGUAGCGGUGCCUGUGCAUCGUCAGAACUGUUUUCUGGGCGCGCUCCCCACCAGCUUUGCUCCCGCUCCGACUGCACUGCGUCGCCAGCACUCCUUCGUACAACAACAACAACAACACCAAUUACAACUACAGCAACAGCCUCCUCUGCGCGCUCUACGUCAACUCUCAUCUGUGACCGCCGCUCGUCCACAUCACUCGCAGGCAAAGCGUUUACGCUUGCAGCUCUGCCAGCGUUCACGUCGUCCAGCUCCAGCUGCAGCUGCUCCACAUCUGGCACUCCUUGCCACAGCUGUGGCAGCGGCAACAGCUUCGCGCUCCAUUCGCAUCUAAGGCAGCUGGAGCUGGAGCAGCGUGUACCUAAGGCCUUGAGGUUCAACCAGAGUUCCUAGACACUAAGCAAAUGAUCCCAAAAAAGAAUGUCACCCAUACUCUUUAUGCUUAAUAUUACUGGCAUUGUUGAUUAACGAUCUAUAUGCCUAAAGAGAUUAAAGACAAGUCAAAAAGUCGAGAAAUAUAUUAUAAUACUCAUUAUAAUAUUAAUACUAAUUUUUUCUAUUACCUGUAAGCAAAUCUUUAUGUAAAAAUUAAACUAACAAAUCUUCUAAUUUAAAGAGAUUAAAGAAUAGUCGAAAAAUGUAUUAAUGGCGUUGCCGAUCUAUUAAAGUGAUUAAAGACUAAAGAAAUAAUAAAAAUUUUUUAGCCGAAAUUUAGAAAUAUUACAA